This is a messenger RNA of Branchiostoma belcheri (Belcher's lancelet), 5346 nucleotides long. RefSeq lists its product as uncharacterized. Gene Ontology annotation, molecular function: calcium-dependent cysteine-type endopeptidase activity; calcium ion binding. Gene Ontology annotation, cellular component: cytoplasm. The record is from RefSeq and is a predicted model, not a curated record. Gene Ontology annotation, biological process: proteolysis. The transcript has 40 exons. NCBI's taxonomy places the organism in Eukaryota, Metazoa, Chordata, Leptocardii, Amphioxiformes, Branchiostomatidae. Bases 80 to 4042 code for a protein of 1320 amino acids.
UAUCUGCGACAACCCCCUAUUCAUCAGCGAGGGCGUGAGUCGGUUUGACGUGGUGCAGGGAGUUGUAGGUGACUGUUGGAUGCUGGCAGCAACUGCUGCUUUGACCACACUGCCAGGACUGUUUAAGAGAGUGGUCCCUUCUGGGCAAGGGUUCCAGGAAAACUAUGCGGGAAUAUUCCACUUCAAGUUCUGGCGCUACGGGGAGUGGGUUGACGUGGUGGUGGACGACCGGCUCCCGAUGGUCAUGGACCCGGUCCAGGGCAGGCCCGCCUUCUUCUCUCUCCACUCCGACCAGCAGAACGAGUUCUGGAGCGCCCUGCUGGAGAAGGCGUACGCCAAGGUGCACGGAUCAUACGAGGCGCUAGAGGGCGGCCACACCUCUGACGCUUUGGUGGAUUUCACCGGCGGCGUGACGGAGACGUUCAUGCUGGAUCCGAACAACGUGCCGCCCAGGUUCUACCAGAUCCUGAAGAAGGCGCACGACAGGGGGUCUCUCAUGGGCGUUAGCGGCAUCAAGGGCGGUACUGCAGGACUGGAGGCAGUACAGGCUAACGGUCUGGUGCAGCAGCACGCCUACAGCGUCACGGGGUUCGCCGUGGUUAACGACACCGAGCUGGUCCGGAUUAGGAACCCCUGGGGAAAGAUCGAGUGGAAGGGACCAUGGAGCGACGAAUCACCCCAAUGGGAAGGUGUGACCGACGAGCGGAAGGAAGAGCUGGGUGUGGUCAAACGGGACGACGGUGAAUUCUGGAUGUCCUUCCAAGAUUUCCUGGAGAUCUGGAAGACGCUUGAGAUCUGUCACCUGGAGCCGUCAGUGGGCGAGGUGGAGCCUGAGUUGGUCGGGUGUAAGAAGUGGAACUCCUCCGAGCGUCACGGGAAGUGGCAGCGGGGCAUGACGGCCGGAGGGUGUGCCAACUACAGAACUAGCACGUUCUGCAGCAACCCGCAGUACGUGGUGAGCGUGGAGGACCCGGAUGACGAGGAUGAUGACGACACGUGUACGGUGGUCUUCAGCCUCAUCCAGAAGGACCGCCGCAAACAGAAGCAUCUCGGGAAGGCCAACCUGGCAGUGGGCUUCUACAUCUACGGAACGGCCCCGAACCAGAAGAAGCUAAAGAAGCGAGACGUGUGCACGCGCCGCCCAGCGGCCACCAGCGGGUCCUACAUCAACCUGCGGGAGGUGACCAAGCGCGUCAAACUACCUCCAGGAAACUACAUCGUCAUGCCGUCAACCUUCAAGCCCAACGAGGAGGCCGAGUUUUUGCUGAGGAUCUACACAGAGAAACCGAGCACGACCGAAGACCAGGACGACUUCUUCGUAGACCGAAUCCUUCAGGAGAAGCACCACACGGAUGCUGAACCUGAACAGGUCAUCAGGAGAGAACAAACAGUGGAAGUCAAGAAGCCGGAGGAGCCGGUUGAGCCGGUUGAACCGGUUGAGGGGGGAGAAGACGAAAAAGAAGCAGUGGAAGAAAAGCCCACUCCAGUCCUGGUGGGAGAGAAAGAGGACAGAGUCCGGAAGGCGUUUGAGGUCAUCGCAAGCAUGAGUGGAGAAGAGGAGGUGGAGCCGGCAGUUGAUACUUAUGAACUGAAGAGCGUCAUAGAUGUGUACUUCAAGGACCCCAGCUUCACACUAGACGUCUGCAGGGACAUGGUCAUGAUGUACGACGCAGACGGCUCUGGGAAGAUUGAAUACAACGAGUUCAAGGAACUUUGGAAUGACAUCUGUGGCUGGAUGGCUACCUUCAACAAGAGCGACACGAACAGGAACGGCAAGCUGGAGUCCUACGAGCUGAGAGAGGCGCUCAGGGAAGUUUGCGGUAGGACAAAAAACUUCCCUCGCACCAAGAUGGCUACGCCGGAGGAAGCGGUGCCCUACAAGGGCCAGGUUUACGAAGAGAUCAAGUCGGAGAACCAGGGCGGGCUGUGGGAGGAUCCCGAGUUCCCAGCAGAGGACCAGUCUCUCUACUUCAGCAACCACGAGAAUCUACAGCGGUACAACUUCAAGUGGAUGCGUCCAGGGGAGAUUGUUGGAAACCCAGAGUUCAUCGAUGCAUCAGAGGGAGCAAGCCGAUUUGACGUCUGCCAGGGAUGUGUGGGUGAUUGCUGGAUGUUGGCUGCCACGGCCACCCUGGCCCAGAAGCCGUACUUGUUCAACAGAGUUUGCUGCGGGGACAACUCGUAUCAGGACGACUACUGCGGCGUGUUUCACUUCCGCUUCUGGCAGUACGGAGAGUGGGUUGAUGUGGUGAUUGAUGACCGUAUCCCCAUGGUGGUGUUUGACUGGGGCGACCCGCAGUACUUCAGUCUCCACUCCAACGACAAGAACGAGUUCUGGAGCGCUCUCCUGGAGAAGGCUUACGCUAAGCUGCAUGGCUCCUACGAGUCUCUGGAGGGAGGUCACACCAGCGAUGCUCUGGUUGACUUCACAGGCGGGAUGACUGAGAGGUACGACACCACCGACCCAGACAAGCUACCCGGCAACCUCUACAAGAUCCUGCAGAAGGCCUUCGAGAGGGGGUCCACCAUGGGAUGCAGCGGCAUCAAGGGAGGUUCUGCGGGUCUGGAGGCAAUCCAGGACAACGGUCUGGUCCAGCAGCAUGCCUACAGCAUCACCGGGUUCGCAGAGGUUGAGGGAACUCCACUGGUCCGUAUCCGGAACCCGUGGGGCAAGACUGAAUGGAAGGGUCCGUGGGGAGACCAGUCUGAUGAGUGGAGCUCUGUGGAUGAUGACACCAAAGAGGAACUCGGGAUUGUCAACCGAGACGACGGAGAAUUCUGGAUGAGCUUUGAAGACUUCCUGACGUACUGGAAAAACAUUGAGAUCUGUAACCUGACACCAGACUCCAUGGGUGAUGAUGAUGACGACAAGCUGAGGUGGAACGUCAACAGCAUGAACGGCCGGUGGAUCAAGAACGAGAGCGCCGGAGGGUGCGCCAACUUCAGACAGUCGUCGUUUGCGGCCAACCCGCAGUUCAAGGUGAACCUGACGGACGCUGAUGAUGGGGACGAUGAUGACCAGGCGUCGUGUCUGGUCUCGCUCCUGCAGAAGGACAGGCGCAAGCAGAAACAUCUCGGCAAGACCAACCUCUUCCUGGGGUUCUACAUGUACGAGGCUAAGGGGCGCAGCAAGCUGAAGCGGCGUGAUGUCAUGACAGAGCCACCAGUGGCCAGCUCCGGGAGUUACAUCAACUACCGCGAACGUUCUGAGCACUUCAAGGUCGCUCCUGGUGAAUACAUCGUUCUCCCCACGACCUUCAACCCCAACGAAGAAGGUGAAUUCAUCCUGAGGGUCUUCACUGAGAAGGAAGCAUCAGCCGAUGAAAUCGAUGAAGGAGACGCAAUCAUCAAGCAGGACAAGCCCAAACCGCCUAAGGAAGAGUGGAGUGACGAGAAGAAGGACAAGUUCCGUGCGUUCUUCGAGAUGGUUGCUGGCCUCUCUGGUGAUGACGAGGAGGUGCCUGCUAUUGAUCCAUUUGAGCUGAAGAGUCUCUUUGACUGCAUCUUCAAAGACCCCAGCCUGACCAUUGACCUGUGCAAGGAUGUCAUCCAGAUGUUUGACGCGGAUGGUUCAGGAAAGAUCGAGUAUGAAGAGUUUGAUGACAUGUGGGACACUGUGGAACCCUGGCUGUCUGCCUUCAAGAACAGUGACUAUGACAAGAGUGGGAAGCUGAGUGUGUACGAGCUGCAGGAAGCUCUGGAGGAUAUUGUCGGUUUCUACAUCCCCAAGCGCUUGCUGUGCAAGCUUGCAUUCCGCUACGUUGACGAAGACGGACACGUCAGCGGUGGUAACUUCCUGAGGAUUGCCAUGCGGCUCCACUGGCUGUGGAGUUUCACCAUCCCUAAGAAGCUGCUGUGUCAGCUCGCUCGCCGUUACGUUGACGAGGAAGGUUGUAUCAGCGGCGGAGACUUCCUGCGUAUUGCCAUCCGCCUGACCAACCUGUGGAAUCAACAAGGAGGAGAUGCCGAGGAUGAUGGUGGCGGUGGCUUUGCCCUGAACAUGGGUGGACAGAUGGGAGGACUGCUUGGCAUGUUCAUGUGAUCUCUUUCCCGGGGUACUGUAGACACCACUUACGCACAGCAGGGGAUGCUGGGAAUGCAAAAUGCAUCAUGUAGAAGCUUUUUAACUAGUGGGACACUAAAUAUUACGGUACAAAGUUGAUCCUGGAAACUGUCAGUUUGCUACAAUAUACUUUGAUGCUUGAACUCUGAACACACAAAACUACUAAGUACUGUAAGUGGUAAACUUUUAACUGGCUUAAUUGGAGAUCUUAAGGCCUAAUGAUAAUGCCUUAUACUAGAUGAGAAGAAUUUUAACUGACAUUCCUAACUAUAUCACACUAAUUCCUAUGAAAUCUAUCGGAUAUAUAAUAGUCAAUGUACAAGUUCAGCAAUAAUAAAAGAUUAAAACACUGCUAUGGAGAAAUUAUCUAAUAUGAUGUAUCUGGAAUAUUUGAUAACUAUGCUAAUAUAUAGCUUAUCAUUAUCUAGCCUGGUGACUUGCAAAAACUAAGUAAAAGAAUUACUCAUAAAUGAACCAUAUGGACAAUAUAAUGAUCACUUUUUUCUCCUGAACUGCGUACUAUAUAGUAACAAUGUAGAUACUUCUUUGGCUGAAUGUAUUUCAUUUAAAACCUGAGUAUUAACAACAGAAAAAGUUGGUUUUAAGUUUCCUUUUCAAAGCAUCAUAUUAAGUAUACUGAAAAAUACUGGAGUACCUUAGAAAUUAAGAACUUAAUAAUAUGAAUGAGGGUGAUCAGAAUGAUAAUAGAGUUGGGUCAUGGGUGAAAAAGUUGGUUACAUUUGGGGAAAUUUGUGUUUUACUAGUAUUCAAGAUAGCAUAUUAGGAUAUAUAAAUUUGCACUGCAUAUGUACACACAUAUUAUAUUAUUGUGCACAUUCCAAUUAUAAUAGACAAUUGAAAGAGCAAUGCUUUUGUAGUUCAUUUUUAACAAGGGAAUAGUUAACAAGUCAUUACCUUGCCAGAGUAGUUUAUCAGUUCGAAUUCACUUUACAAUGGUUUACAUGAUGCUACGUACGGUUUAAAUGCUUGGUGCAAAUUCUUGCUUGGUGAUGAGUGUGUCUCAACAGCGCCAUCUGUUGACGGAACAGUAUAAUUGCAGAAUCGACCAGGAAAUGGCAAAACGUUUCACUUUGAGUUAAGUGUUACAUAUUAUCCCAUAAGUAGUUAUAAAGCAGUAACGUUAUAGUAUAGGAUGGUAUCGACAAUGCACAUGUAACGUUAAGUCUUCUAUUGUUUGAGGUGUUUUUUUAUUGUUGCUUAUAUCUCUUAUGUAGUAUGAAGAUAUUCAACACAAGAAAUAAAGUCAGUUUUUGUGGGAUUUA